AUGAGUCAGUGGGAUGUUGUGGUCCCCCUUAUCGCCCCAAAGAGUGCGGAUUCAAAUGAAAUUUCAUAUGCACAGUUAUGUACAACAGUCCGUGGAGUAGAUGAGGCACUUGAAAACACGAAACGACGAUUGAAGCAAAUAGAGAAGAGUCUCGAGCGACAACGAGUUAUUGUGAAUGAAGUUAGAGCCACCUCCUCACGCUUUGAGGAUACAUUUGCUAAAACAAACAGUGAUCUUCAGUAUAUUCAACAACAGCUUGAGUAUGUUGUAAUUAAUUUGGAAAAAGAACGUGGGAUAGUAGCUGACCACACGGAGCAGCUGCGACUUUUCGCAAUGGAAUCAAAUCGUCGCGAUGGCAGAGUAGCUGAAGUUUCAGAUGAUGGAACCUCACUACUCAUAUGGUUAGCAACAUGGCUUUAUCGACCGCUUGUACAUUUCGCAAAGGGAUGCUAUACAUUGCUCUCACCACUUAUAAAUACUCUCCAGUCGCUCUCAUUGUUUAACUCAGAUGUUCUUGUGCGCCGUAAUGAGAGUGGCACCCGACUGCGUCAGACAGAAACAAAUGAAGAUCUCUUGCAAAGACUUCAAAAAGGAUCUUUAGACCCCACCUCUGUCGUGAAGAAGAGUUGA
This is a messenger RNA of Trypanosoma theileri, 630 nucleotides long. RefSeq lists its product as uncharacterized. Bases 1 to 630 code for a protein of 209 amino acids. NCBI's taxonomy places the organism in Eukaryota, Euglenozoa, Kinetoplastea, Trypanosomatida, Trypanosomatidae. The transcript has a single exon. The record is from RefSeq and is a predicted model, not a curated record.